AUAUUCCCGACCGUCAUGAAGCAUAUUACCAGAGAGAGCCCUACCGCAGUAGAGAGAGAGAGGAGAGGGCCGGACCGGCAGGAGAGAGAGAAGAGGCCCGACCGGCAGGAGAGGGAGAGAGAGGCCCGACCGGCAGGAGAGAGAUCAAGAGAGGCCCGACCGCAGGAGGAGAGAGAGGGCCCGAACCGGCAGGAGAGAGAGAGGAGGCCCGACCGGCAGGAGAGGAAGAGAGGGCCCGACCGGCAGGGAAGAGAGGCCCGACCGGCAGGAGAGAGAGAGAGGGCCACGGCAAGGAGAGAGAGAGAGGGCCCGACCGGCAGGAGAGAGAGGGCCCGACCGGCAGGAGAGAGAGAGAGAGGCCGACCGGCAGGAGAGAGAAGGGCCCGACCGGCAGGAGAGAGAGAGCGGGGCCGACCGAGAGGGCCGACCGGCAGGAGAGAGAGAGUAGGGCCCGACCGGCAGGAGAGAGAGAGAGGGCCCGACCGGAGGGAGAGAGAGAGGGCCCCGACCGGCAGGAGAGAGAGAGAGGGCCCGACCGGCAGGAGACAGAGGGCCCGACCGGCAGGAGAGAGAGAGAGGGCCGACCGGCAGAGAGAGAGAGAGAGGGCCCGACCGGCAGGAGAGAGAGGAGAGAGAGAGCGGGCCCGACCGGCAGUGAGAGAGAGAGAGGGCCCGACCGGCAGGAGAGAGAGAGAGGGCCCGACCGGCAGGAGAGAGAGAGAGGGCCCGACCGGGAGGAGAGAGAGAGAGGGCCCGACCGGCAGGAGAGAGAGAGAGGGCCCGACCGGCAGGAGACAGAGGGCCCGACCGGCAGGGAGAGAGAGAGAGGGCCCGACCGGCAGGAGUAG
This is a messenger RNA of Pecten maximus, 848 nucleotides long. Its product is annotated as octapeptide-repeat protein T2-like. The record is from RefSeq and is a predicted model, not a curated record. Lineage: Eukaryota; Metazoa; Mollusca; Bivalvia; Pectinida; Pectinidae. The transcript has 3 exons. The annotation marks the transcript as partial.